Polistes dominula (European paper wasp) is the source of this 4198-nucleotide messenger RNA. RefSeq names its product neural cell adhesion molecule 2. Lineage: Eukaryota; Metazoa; Arthropoda; Insecta; Hymenoptera; Vespidae. The record is from RefSeq and is a predicted model, not a curated record. Gene Ontology annotation, molecular function: protein binding.
GUACUGUUGGCAUCGGCGGCAGGUGAGCGAGCGCAUCACGGUGUGCGCCGCGUUCGGUUCUCUAACAAUACGCUCUCACGCGAAUCGUGUAUAUACGUGAGAGGGUAAGAGAGGGUUGGUUGGUUGGUUGGUUGGUUGGAGGGAGGUGGGAGGACAAGGAAAUCUCGCCGACGGCGAGUGGCGCGCAUUACGUCGUUGUCGUUCGAGUGCCGCCGCUACUUUGCUAUACUGCGUUUUCGCUCCAUCCUUUUUUCGGCGACUGCGUGCCGAAAUAUUUUAACUGAGAGAAAGGGUAUUAUUGCUAUUUUUUCUUUUUUUCUUUUCGAUAGUACUUUUUUUUUACGAUUCUAACUUACGUUCGUUGGAAAAGAUCUCUACUAUUUGUUUUUUCGAGAGAGAGAGAGAAGAGUGGGGGGUUGGCCACGAAGGAAAUAAGAUAAAUGGAUUAUUAGUGUGUCGUCGUGCGUGUGUUUUUCAAUGAAAAGAAUUUUCAAUCAAAGAGGAAGAAUUUAACGUGUCUACGAUUAGGUGCAACGUUCAUGCACCGAAGAAUUAUAAAAGAAAAAUAAGUCAUUGAUUUGUCUCGUGUGUCUCGCGAGUUGUUUACUCCGAUUUUAUUUAUCCAAAAAUAGUGAUUAACCUCGUGUUGAAGUUAUACGAUAAUAAUAAAAUAAUAAAUACGCGAGAUGAACGAAAUGUGUUCGAGAUCCACGCUGCUUUUCGAAAGUGGUGGUGGUUUCAUUUAAAAUAAUAAUAAUAAAUAAAUAAAUAAAUAAACAAGAAGAAUAAGAAGAAGUACAAGGGAAAAAAACUAAUAUAAGGGAGAGGAGAGGAGAAUGUGCCGUGAAGUUUUAUUCAACGAUUGAGAUCGGUUGCUAUGAUCGAGCCGCGUAAGAUUCACGUGAAACGAUCAUGGUUUACCUGAGGCUGCACGUCGGGAGGAGUCUACGAUCAAACGCAAACACGAGAUAUCUCAACUUCCUGAUCAUCCCGCUCUUCCCGCUCUGGAUUAUCGGCGCGUUUUGCGUAAAAGACUUACCCAUAUCGCACAUCGUGGCACUGGUCGGAGAUCCCACCUAUCUUCCCUGCGACAUAUCAACUACCCACGAAGGAGAUUCGGUACAUCUUGUGCUUUGGUAUCGCGAAGAUCUUGGAGCACCGGUUUACAGCGUCGACGCCAGAAAUCGAGACUUUGGCAGAGUCCAGAAAUGGUCGGACGACACGGAAUUUUCUGGUCGAGCUUACUUCAUGCCAGAUCAAAAACCGGCCAUGUUGGGUGUGGAUCACAUAAGGGAAGAAGACGCUGGCAUUUAUCGAUGCCGAGUCGAUUUCCAGAUCGGCCAAACUCGAAACUACAAAGUCAAUUUAACGGUGAUAGUUCCACCUCUGAAAAUCGUAAUCACCGACGAAAGAGGUAUAGCACGGGACCAAAUGACAGGACCAUACUUACAAGGCGAUACCCUAAUACUUUACUGUGAAGUUUAUGGCGGCAAACCGCCGCCCACUUUGACCUGGUACCGUAACAACAAUUUCAUGAAUAACAAAACCAUGAACGUACGAAACGGCGUGACGCGCAGUGAAAUCGUAAUAAAAAAUUUGGAAAGAGACGACGUUCUCUCGGAGCUGACCUGCAACGCGACGAAUAAUAACGGAUCGUUCACGCUGUCCUCGACCAUUCUACUGGAUAUGAAUUUCAGCCCUUUGGAAGUAAAAAUAAAGGACGCCAACCAGCCACUAUCGGCCGGUAAAAGGUACGAGCUAGUCUGCAGGACUUCCGGUUCGCGACCACCGGCGAUUGUGACCUGGUGGAGAAAUGGUCAACGUUUAGUGGAUUCCGUGGAAACGACUUCAAGCGAUGGAAACACGACCACCAGCGUCUUAUCUUUUAUGGCAACCAAAGCAGAUGCCGGUAGACACUUGUCAUGCCGAGCUGAAAAUUCGAUCAUAGGAAAAGCACCGAUAGAAGACGUCUGGAUACUAGAGAUACAAUAUACACCGGAAACUAAAAUACAAUUGGGUACAUCAUUGAACCCUAGCAAGAUUCGAGAAGGCACGGACGUUUACUUUGAUUGUUUGAUACAAGCCGAGCCACCGGUUACUAAAGUUGAAUGGCGUCAUCAGGGAAAACCACUUUAUCACAACGCCAUGCAAGGUAUCAUAAUCAGUAACCAAAGUUUGGUACUCCAAGGAGUCGACCGUAAGAGUGCUGGUAAUUACACUUGCGUUGGUUACAACGUCGAGGGUGACGGCGAGAGCUCACCUUUCUAUUUGAACGUCAUGUUCGCGCCAACUUGUAAGCCGAACCAAACGAAAUUUCACGGUGUUGCUAAACAAGAAAAGGCCAACAUAUCCUGCCAAGUGGAAGCAAAUCCCACAGAAGUGCAGUUCCGGUGGACGUUCAACAAUUCUGCAGAGAGUAUCGACGUUGCCGCUGGCCAUAUCGCCAGAGCAGGCACAUCCUCGAUCGUUUCGUACACACCGAUGACGGAAUUGGAUUACGGAACGUUGCUAUGUUGGGCUACGAAUCGUAUAGGGCAUCAACAAGUGCCUUGCGUCUAUCACAUUAUACCCGCCGGUCGUCCGGAUAUGGUACACAAUUGUACUACCUCUAACACAUCGACCAACUCGUUUUCGGUGCGAUGCACCGAGGGUUUCAACGGUGGCUUACCGCAAUCCUUUCUUCUCGAGGUGAGGGAGAGCAACAGCCAGGAAUUGCGUGCAAAUUUAACAUCCACGGUGCCGCAUUUCAGCGUCGCUCAACUCGAGUCCGGUGCUCUUUAUCAGGCGUGCAUUUACGCGUACAACGAGAAAGGGCGCAGCGAAGCGAUGGUCGUGCAAGCAGGAACGUUGAGGCUACCUGAAAAACAAUUAACAUCCGAGUCAGAAAGGCCACGUCAAAAUGUGAGAUUGACCCCGAUGCUGAGCGUCAUGAUAGGCGUUGUAACGGCAUUGGUAAUCGUCGCGGUAAUAGUUAUGAUAGUUUUGAGGAUCCAACAUACGAAUGUUGAGGAACGUGGUAAAUCGCAAAUGGAAGAACACGGAAAACAAACUAAACCUGCGCCGAUACAACGCGAAUUGAGGUUCCGCGAAGGAAGUAGUCUACUUGCCGAUGAAAAACAUCCAGGUAGUCCGUUCAGAAAAUUGGAUACCAGUGGUGAUUUAAGCGAAAGCGACGAGAAAAAUCCGGACAUCAUACCGCAACAAAUAACCGGGGACGAGCCCUCGGAAUAUUUAAGAAAAAGACGAUUGGUAUCGACGAUCGAAACUUCCCCAUCAAGAAGUCUCUUGGAACAUUCGACCAUAACUUCGUUAACAACCCAUGGCAGUUACGUUGGUUACUGCACCAUUCGUAAUGGGAUGCCAUUGCACGAAUUUUCAAAUUUAUCUAUCAAGCAUAAAAGCUUCCAGCCAAUUAUCGGAAGCGUGUACGACGAUGGGGUAUGCACUUUACCGAGACAACAUUGGCCGACUCAGAACGUCCAAUCGAUGACGAUGAGUCCACCUAUGCUCUACUCAGGUUUAGGGGUAGUUGGUAGAACCUGUCCAAGUACAUGCACACUCUUAUCUAAGGACAUCGAAACGAGAGCUCCUGCACAGUGUUGCGUCCAAUCGCAAAAAGAAACGACCGUCACUACGCCCAUUGUGAUGGCCAAGAGAGAAAGUUCGGUGUGACGUUGCAAUUAAUGCACACUGUUAGAAAACUACUAACACACCGACAUAUAUUAGAAAAGAAAAGAAGAAAUUUAUUGUUAAUUAUCUUAUCGCUUGCGAGAGAAAUACGAAAGAAUGAAUGAGUGUGUUGUGUGUGUGUGUGUGUGUGAAUGAAUGAGAAAGAAAGAAAGUGUAUGAUGUGACGCAUGUCGUAUGAGUUCAAAAUACGAACACCUCUUUUAAUUUGAACAAAUUCAUUUUCUACCCUCGCCCACCCCUUAAAUGAAAUCACCAUUUUAAUAACCUAUGUUUGAAUCAAGUGCCCUUUUUAUAUUAAAGGAAGACUUUGAAACUGAUAACUGCGUCGAUAGAUGUAUGUACGUGACUUGAGAGAGAGAAAGAAAAGAGGGGAAAAAUGAAAGAACACGUGUGAAAUUUAGUAUGAAUGUAUUCUACACAUAUAAUACGUAUGUAUUAUGUGUGUGUGUGUGUGUGUGUAGUAUGUGCCUGCGUGUGUGUGUACAUAUAUAAAUAUACAUAUGUACAG